AUGGUUGCAGUCGCCGAACGGGUUUGCGGUGUCCGGGUGACCGAAGCGCGGAUGAGGCCUUUACGCAAUACCAUUGUAAGCCUGAAGGAGGAACUCCAUGAUGCAGAGACUGAGCGUCGCAUUCUCUCUGAGCAGAAUUGUGUGGUGGUCAGCAAGAAAGCCAUUCUGAAGGAGCAUGUGCUCACUCUGGAGGACCAAGUGGAGCGCCUCGAGGAUCGAGUAAGCUUUCUGAAGCAAGAAAAAAACAUGGUGCUAGAGAAAGGAGUGAUUCAUGCGAUUGAUAGAGUCAUUGAGAAUAUUGAAUUCUCCAAAGGGGUCCACGAUGUUUGUGAGGCUUGUGAGGAGCUUGGGUUCGAGAAGGGGAGACAAUUGGUUGGGUGCUCCACGUCUUCAAGUAAAUCUGAAGUUCUAGGUCCUAGCCAAGUGGCAAGCAGAGCCAAGGAAGUCAAAAUUGCCCUUACGUCUUUUGUCGAGACAGAUUUUGCUGACCUCUUUCAUUUAGGGGAGUUAGAUUAUGAUGGCUUCCGCCAAUUUAUGGCAAGCAGAGCCCGAGAGGUUCUUCCUCAGACUAUGAGGGCUGAUUUGUAUAUGCCCCUUGUUGGUUUUGAAAUUGAUGUUCCUUCCCAAGCACUGUUUGCAAGGGGAGGGAUUGUGUAUUUUGUCAUGCAUUGUUACGGAAGUGCUCUCUUACUUUUUACUUUUGUUGUAUGGUUUACGUCGUAUUGGCUAGUGUGCCACAAACGUUGCAUAGCUGCUACUACUGAUCUAUGAUGCGCCUUCAUGGGUCGAGGCUUCCUCUUGCUUCCCCUGGCGAGGCCUGGUGUGGGGGAACAAUGCAUCGCUUUACAUGUUUUGGGGUUGUUGUCGCCUUCCUUUCUCUUUGACCAGGUGAGCACUAUAACUGUGGGAGUCGCCUCCCCUUGA
Messenger RNA from Lactuca saligna, 924 nucleotides. The record is from the annotation of a GenBank genome assembly. Lineage: Eukaryota; Viridiplantae; Streptophyta; Magnoliopsida; Asterales; Asteraceae.